Molecule: messenger RNA, 823 nt
Organism: Ambispora gerdemannii
Lineage: Eukaryota; Fungi; Glomeromycota; Glomeromycetes; Archaeosporales; Ambisporaceae
Source: the annotation of a GenBank genome assembly
UUCUUCGUUAUUGAUAUAUCGAGCAAACCAUCUAAACCAUCUUGGAAUAAACUUGCGGACUCUCAAAUGCUGGUAGCCCAUCAAGUUCCACAAGAAAGAACUAUAAAUGCUAUAGUCGAUUCAACUGGGAGCAUUUAUGUUUUCGGUAAAUUUAUUCAAAAAUCAUCCCCUCAGCCACAAACAACAACCUCUCAGACACAACUCUCUAAUAUACGCUCUGGAGAAGUCGAAGAAACAUUCUCAGAGAAAAAUGUAUCCGUGAAAACCCACGAGAAAUCCAUACCGAUACAGUCAAAACAAACCUUUAAAUCAAAAGCACUCCAGCAACGAGCAUCCUCUUCGCAACAACCAAUCAGUGAAAUGCUCAAAUAUAAUAUAAAUACGAAAAACUGGACAACCGUUAACAUAAAAGUUAAUGACCAAUCCAAAUUACCAGCUUCUGGUUUUACUGCGACCUAUUUAGAAAGGUUCAAUUCCAUAAUCUACAUAGGCGGUAAAUCUUCAGAUGGAAACUUUAUACCAAUGAAUCAGAUUUGGAUAUACAAUAUUUCAGAUGGAACAUUAACACCAAAAAAUACUGACGAAACCAUCAUAGUUGGCCGAUAUGGACAUUCAGCAUGCUUAGUGGAAAAUAAGAUCAUCGUUUACGGCGGACUUUCAACACCACCUUUGGAUUCUAGUAAUGCUUUGGUAAUUCUGGAGAUAAAUGACGGCAAUUACAAUUGGAAAACACCAAAUGUUACAUCGAAUAAACCUAUCGCUAUUCCUUAUUAUCAUACUGCAACAAUUAUCAACAAUGAUACUUAUAUGAUCGUUGCAUUCG